Jatropha curcas is the source of this 1442-nucleotide messenger RNA. RefSeq names its product MIZU-KUSSEI-like protein (Protein of unknown function, DUF617). Lineage: Eukaryota; Viridiplantae; Streptophyta; Magnoliopsida; Malpighiales; Euphorbiaceae. The record is from RefSeq and is a predicted model, not a curated record. Gene Ontology annotation, biological process: hydrotropism.
UUUUGUAAGAAAAAAGGAUAAAGAAAAAACCAAAACCCACCAUCUAUAAGGAGAAGCCUUCCUUGUUAAUUUUGCUUUCUCAAAUUAAAACCAACAGCAUUAGUAGUAGUAAUGGCUAGAGCCUCUCAAGACUCUUCCUCCUCCAAAAGACACUUCCAUUGGACAAAAAAGAUUGGAACAACCGAAACUGAUGAAUCAUCAGUUCCAACCUUUAAAUCAUCCUCUUCUUUUUCUUCAAUCUCAACUGCCAAAAAAAAUACUGAAGAAGACAAAAAAGAAAAUAUUACUAGAAGCAACAGCCAUAGCCAUAGCCAUAGCCAUUCUGCUUUAUUAACUCCAAAGAAGAAAUUACCAGCAGUAGCAGUUGCUAGGCUUCGUUCUGUUCUUAAUGCCUUUGGCAAGAACCGAUCUAACCUACAAUCAGGGCUUGGUCAUAGAGUUAUUGGUACUCUUUUUGGCUACCGUAGAGGACAUGUCCAUUUUGCAUUUCAAAGGGAUCCCAUUUCACCACCUGCCUUUCUAAUUGAACUUGCCACUCCAAUUAGUGGGUUGGUUAGAGAAAUGGCAUCUGGGUUGGUUAGAAUUGCAUUGGAAUGUGAUAAAGAAGAUGUAAAGCAAGAAAGGAAAUCUUGUUCUGCUUUGAGAUUGCUUGAAGAACCAAUGUGGAGAACUUAUUGUAAUGGUAAAAAAUGUGGGUUUGCUGCAAGAAGAGAAUGUGGGGCUAAAGAUUGGAAGAUUUUGAAAGCUGUGGAACCUAUUUCAAUGGGUGCUGGUGUUUUGCCUGAAAUGGGAGCUGAUGGUGAUGGUGAGCUUAUGUAUAUGAGAGCCAAGUUUGAAAGAAUUGUUGGGUCUAGAGAUUCUGAAGCUUUUUAUAUGAUGAAUCCUGAUAGCAAUGGAGCUCCUGAGCUUAGUAUCUACUUGCUUAGAGUCUGAAGCAUUCAAUCUCAAUGGCGCUCAAGGAAUCUCCAGGACUGUGAGAUUACAAGUUUAAACCCCCCCUGUUUGAGCUUAAGAGUCUAUAAGCUUGAGUUACUAAUUACUCCAAAGUAAUUUCUUUUUCUUUUACAUAAUAAUUUUGGAAUAGUAAUUAAUUAAGCUAGUCAUAUAUACUUGUUUAGCUAUUGAAGUUGAAGAACCAAGAAAUGGAGGUUUAGUGAUCUCCAAGUCUUCUGUUAUGUUUCUUUUUUUUCUCCUUUGGAGAAAAUUAUGGAGGGGGAAAGUGGGGGUUUAUUACUUGUAUUUUGUUAGUUUUGUAGCUGGAGGGGGAAAAUACUAGAGAACAUGAUGGAUAGGUGGGGCAAUGAAGGUGUAUAUGUAUAGUGUUUUUCUUUUCUUUUUUUUUUUUUUUAGUGUAAGUGAUGUGAGACAAGGAGGAUAAGUGCAAUGAUGAAUGUCUUCUCAUUUUGUUUUAAUUUUCUUUCUUUUCAUAUUUUCUAUUCCCA